Messenger RNA from Anisakis simplex (herring worm), 2550 nucleotides. Lineage: Eukaryota; Metazoa; Nematoda; Chromadorea; Rhabditida; Anisakidae. The record is from the annotation of a GenBank genome assembly.
AUGUCGACUAUUCGUACGCGUGAUAUCCUGAGACAAAUACGGAAUAAGAAGCACGAUAACGAUGAGCCUCGAAUUUUGGUAGUUCAAUUUAAAUACUGUGUGCACGUGAAAAAACUCGUAUUUAAGGACGAUGAAGUGCUCGUGUUCGGAUAUGCAUCACGACUGUACGAGAAUGAUACGAAGGCCGAGUGGAUCGCAGAAGAACAGCAUCUAAUAGCGCAUCCGGCCGACCCACAUUUGCUUACUGACCGAUACGAUUGUCGACUUUAUUUGGGAUCUCUUGCGGAAUUCAAUGUUUUGGAUGAGAAUGGUGAAGGAGCGAGAAGCGACGAUAUUGGUGAGGAUGUAUCUUCAUCGGACACAAUAGAUCGAGAGGAGGAGGCUUUGUGUGAGGAGGAGCGUUACAAGGAUUUGUAUGAAGAUAUACGUCGCACUCAAGAAGAAGAAGAAGAGAAGAAUAAACGUCGUCGUGCUGAAAUUGGCUUCAGUUAUGACGAACGGUCGAAACAGGAAACCAGUAGUAGUAGUGAAGAGGAGAUUGAUGAGCCGUUUGUACGUCCUGAUGACAUCAAACUCCCUCUCGGAAUGAAUCUGCCAGAAACGAUGAAGCAAAAUGCCGUAAUAGAACGUACAGCAACAUUUGUUGUUGCUCAAGGUGCACAAAUGGAAAUUGUGAUAAAAGCGAAACAACGCGGUAAUCUUGAUCAGUUUGGUUUCCUGGAAUUCGAUCACCCGUUGAAUGCAUAUUACAAGUAUAUUUCAAAAAUGAUUCGUGAAAAGAAAUAUGUUCCAAAGCCACACAUACCUCAAAGAAGACCUAAAUUGAAGAAGUUGCGGAGAUUGGAGGAGGAGGCGGAGAGGAAGAAAAAGUGCAUGGGAAGUGAUACUGAAAAACAAGGAACAUGCUGCAAUGUGGAAACAGAUUCUGAGUCAGAUUCAGACUCAGGUGAUCAUUAUUUACAUCCACUUUUGAUGGGUGGUGCGAGUGCAUCAAAUCUUAAAGAAGGUAGUAGUUCAGCAGUUAUUAUCGGACCGAAAACGAGGGAAGAACUUCAGAAAACUGCUACGCCUUCACCUCCACCACAAGUGAAGAUCGAUUAUGAAAUUGGAAAGGGUAACGACGUUUAUUCAUCACUGUUCAACAACCUUUCUGGUAUUGUUCAUUCACAGUCCACUCCACUCCUUUCCAGGCAAUCCAAUCAGCAGGCCAAAAGGAAUGAGAACAUGGAUGUAGAGGAUGAGUAUGUGAAAUGGCAUAUAAGUUUCUAUGGAAAACCACCUCGAGUUUUAAAACAACCGUCAAUGGUACCUCCACCACCUGAUAUGACUGCAGCUGUGAAUAUGGCUGCUGAAUACGCAGCAAAAUAUGGAUGUCAAGGAGAAUAUAUAUUAGUCGAACGUGCUGAUUUGGCAUGGGAAUUUUUGAGACCUUUGAACCCUUAUUAUCCGUAUUAUCAAUCGAGAGUGCGUUUUUAUCAAGCUGAACUGGAUCGGCAAAGAGCCCUUUUAGAGGCCGAGCAAGCCGUUUUGUCAUCCACCGUAGCAGAAACGAAUGGGAAUGAAACAGCAAGCAAUCAAGCAUUAACGAAUAACGAACAAAAUAUUUGUGAUGAAGUGAAUGAGCAAGAGAGUACCAAGAACAAAUCGAACGCAUUAAAUGAUAACCCUGCAAAGGGCGACGUUGAUAAAAACAGCUCAGCAAAAGAAGAGCUUGAUGAUGAUGUGAAUGAAAUCGGAGUUAAUGCUUCAGUGGAAGAAACUAGUACAUCACCCGUUUUUAUGAAUCGCAAAAUGAGGCGGAAAGAAAUUCAAGGAUCAGCUGCAGCAUUACGUACUAAACCGCCAUCAUCUCCACAAAACGAACAGCCAAUUACUCAACCAACUGAUAGUUCCCAAUCGUAUGUGGUUAAGUUGCAGAUGACAAAAGUGCAUUCUUCUCCAGCAUUGUUUGUUCAUGAAAAUGGCAACAGUACAAAUGCAUCGACAAGCAAUCUAACCAAGAAACCUCUCGCUCCAAUCUCAUUCUCACUAUCAUUGCCGAAAGCCGAUGAGCAAAGGUCUUCACGUACCAGUGCCGCUAUUCUUGGUGCGUACGAUGAUGACGAUAACAAUAAUAAUAAUGUUAAUAGUGAAGCUAAUAAUAUUAAUGAGGUUGCUGAAUCAACCGUCAAAGGACUUGAUGUUCCAGCUGGAGUGGUCACUAAUAUUCCUCCACCAGGGUUGGCAAUCCCACCUCCACCUGUAGCACCAAUUCCGUUGGCGUCCGGUCAACUUGCACUUGAGGGUUCUGCUGAAUUGCAGUUGGAACGGAAGCAAAGACGGGGGCGAUAUUUUCCACUAGUGGACAAAAAUGGAGUGCAGAUAGGCGAAUCUGGGGAAAAAGACGUUACGUGGGCGCGUCUUUUCAUGGAGAAGAUAUUGAAUGAGAAAAGAGCAGCGAAGUUGCGAAUGCAGAACGAAGAAAAUCAAAGAAAAAGUGAGGAAACGGUAAGAGAAAAUUUAGUGAUCAUUCAAAAUCGUACAAAAAAAACUUCAAAUUCUCACCGAUGA